AUGGAGCCAUUUGACAAUAAGAUAGAUGUUUACCUAAAAUCUCUUGAAAACAUCUUUGAUCAAGAGCAAGAUACCCAGAGGGAAAAAGCGCGAGCACUCCUUGAUAACAUCGGUCCCAUCGGGGCACGUGGGCUUUCUGGGUUCCCUGUGUUUAAGGGAAGUGAUCGCACACUUGCUAAAAAGUGGAAUAAAACACGUAAAUUGUGUAAUUCAAGUGGGACAACAAUUAACAUUAAUCAUUCAGUUUCCGCAAUAAAUGGAAUACGUGGAAUGAUCAAUAAUAACUUCAUAUCAAGUCCCAAUGAUCAACAACCCAAUCAGUUUAAUAAGAAACUGCAAAAAUUAGAGGCCACAGAUGAAUGUAAAUAUGCUCCGCAAAUCAAUGAUGAUGAUGAUGAAAUGGAUAAAGAAAUGUGUGAAUCAAGCAUGCUAGAGUUCGAACAUACAUAUCAAGGAAUGCAAAAGGAAAAAAAGUGGGGUUUGAAAUCAGGAAAAUGUGUUGAAGACAAGUUGUAUGCCUUUGGAAAACAAUGCCGAUUUGAACAUUUGGCACAUUCUUUUAUUAUUAAUCCCAAUGAUGAUCAAAACAAAUUUAAAAUCCAUACGCAAAACGAAGAACUUGCUAAAUCGGAAGUUGAACUCGAAGAGAUUCGUGACACAGAAUCGAAAGACUUUCCUAAGAUGCCGACCGAAUUAUUGAAAUUUAUUAGUUCUUUCUGA
Molecule: messenger RNA, 720 nt
Organism: Dentiscutata erythropus
Lineage: Eukaryota; Fungi; Glomeromycota; Glomeromycetes; Diversisporales; Gigasporaceae
Source: the annotation of a GenBank genome assembly